AUGACAGAGAAUACAUUGAGUCGUAUAACUGAAGACGACUUAAAUAAAGUAAAUGAGUUAUUAAAUGGGAUUAAUGAGAAUGAACAGUACAAUGAAGUGUUCCAUAUCUUUUCCAAAUAUUUAAACGAUUUAUUGAGUCGAGUAGUCUACAUAGAGAAAGUGAUAGAAAAGAAGCUAUUAAAAACUAAUUUGGAAAUGAAACCGAUACCAUCUGAUCGUGGAAUGCAAAGUGUUUCUCCUCAUUUCAAUAAAAGUAUGGGAGAAAUCCCAUACUGCCAAGUCACACCACUUUUGGCACAAGCCACUUACGUUCCGCCACGUCAUUCCGAUAAAUUUGUUGGUCCAAUGAGAAGCCGUUCGACAAAUAACACGAUGACUUCAGCAUAUGAAAUUGAGUCAUUGAUGAUAUUAGAAAAACACAAAGAGACAUUAAGGAGUUGGUCCGAGAAACGGUCGUUUCGUGUUAUAUACGACUCGACAAUUGACAGUUUUAAUUCGACGACUUUCAACGCUCAAGUUGUUGGACUCAAUAAUGUGAUGGUCUUAGUCUUUGAUUCCAAAGAAAAUGUCUUUGGUGGGUACACUGAGAAGUGUAUUCCCGUCUGUGGCAAAGACGAGUACAAGUACAUUGAGAACGACCAAAAGUUCUUUGUAUUUUCAUUAGAAAAUCAUCAGUCAGCAGAUUCGAUUAAAAUCGAGCGAAAGAACAGUGAAUUAGGGUUUCGAAUGUCUAACGAUGGGAACUGUGUGUUUGGUAUCGCCAACUUCUUUUCUGUAUUUAAAACAAGACAAGGGUAUAUCCACCCGACCUUUAAAAAGUAUUAUACAACCGACAAAGAAGCUAUUCUAUUUAACAAAACGGUCUUUCCUGAGAGAUUUGUUAUUAAAGCUUUUAUCGCAGUCCAGUGGAUAUAA
Molecule: messenger RNA, 915 nt
Organism: Entamoeba invadens IP1
Lineage: Eukaryota; Evosea; Mastigamoebida; Endamoebidae
Exons: 1
Coding region: 1-915 (304 amino acids)
Source: RefSeq, a predicted model, not a curated record